This is a messenger RNA of Xenopus laevis (African clawed frog), 1486 nucleotides long. RefSeq names its product CD209 antigen-like protein E. Bases 277 to 1074 code for a protein of 265 amino acids. The record is from RefSeq and is a predicted model, not a curated record. The transcript has 7 exons. NCBI's taxonomy places the organism in Eukaryota, Metazoa, Chordata, Amphibia, Anura, Pipidae.
UGUAAUAUGUUUUCUUCCUUGCCUCAAAAUUUACUGCUGAUGCCCAUGCUGAAAGAACCCAGAUUUCUUAAGCUUAGGUAAAAGUCAGUUUUGUGUAUUGUGUAAGCUGCUGCACAUCCUGAUAUUGUGUCACGGCUAAUGUCAUUGCAUCCGAAACAUUUCAUUGCAAAAAAGGAACUGCAGUCAUAUGUCUGGGGUCACUGAUCAUGAUGAGGCAGCAGUGAUACUUCAGGAUCCCUUUAGCACUUUGUGAAGUUUGGACAGAGAAAGAUAUUAAUGGAGUCUGAAAUCACCUAUGCAGAAAUUCGCUUUCCCCAAGAACCCGGGGGCUCAAAACUGACUGGAGGCAAAAUAAAAUCGCCAUUGAAGAAGCUUCCUACAUCCAAGAGACAACAUCUACUUGUGGUACUCACCUGUUGCUCCCUCUUCUUCUUCUGUUUCAUAGUGAUGACUAUAAUGUAUAUCUUGGCAUCUGUUAACCUUCCUAAAGCAUCAGAGGAAUACAAAGCCAUUAAUUCUACCCUUCUGCAGCACCGGGCACAGUCUGAAGAGCUUCAGCUCAAUUACACCAAGUUUUUGAGAUGCAUGAUCGUCAGUAGCCAAUCUUGUGAGGUGACAAACAGUUCAAACAGUCUGAAGAGCCAUAUGUGUCCAGUAGGAUGGCUAAUACAUAAUGCAAGCUGUUACUAUUUCUCAAAAGACAAGCUGACAUGGGAACAGAGUAAGAAUGUCUGUGAAUCCUGGGAUUCCCACCUUCUUACAAUAAACAGCCUGGAUGAGCAGAAGUUUAUUACUGAGACACGAAAGUGUGGAAAUUGGUGGAUGGGCCUCAAUGACCUGCAAAAAGAAUCAGAAUUCAGAUGGGUUGAUGGCAGUGCAGUGGAAGUGAUGUAUUGGGAUAGAUUGCAGCCUGAUAAUUAUAGAGAAGCAGAACAUUGUGCAACAAUAGGAGAAAUCGGUUGCAGCAGAAAAGAUAACAACUGGAACGAUGAUAGGUGUGAGAGACCCUAUUCCUAUGUUUGUGAGAAGGAGGCAGAGACUUUGUUGGACUUCUGGGUAAUGCUUCAGAAAUGAUAAGGGCUCAUCCUUCGCAAUCUUUACCUGUAGAAGGAAAACCUUUGCAGACUUCAACAGCAGUAAUGACGCCAGGCGUAUGGGAUGAAAUACUGAAUUUAACGGCUUGAAUUACAAAUUGGGAGAUGGAUUGGAGUUCAUUGUAUCCCCCCCCCCCUUCCUUGUUAUUUAUGAACUAAAACUCUCACUGUUUCUGACUUUGGGUGAUGUUCUAUACUCUUUUGGGGAUCAGAUCUAAGUUCUAAAGUUUGUUCAGUAUGUGAUCGUUUACACCUUUCAUUUUUUAGUGGUUCCGUGGCACAAAUCAAGUCACUGAGUUGUCACCAUAUAUGUAUAGCGUGUUUUCGGAUUAUUGUUUUAGUCUGGAACUCGCAGUUUGUAUACUUAUAAUAUAAUAUAUAUAUUAUAUAAA